Molecule: messenger RNA, 1296 nt
Organism: Eufriesea mexicana
Lineage: Eukaryota; Metazoa; Arthropoda; Insecta; Hymenoptera; Apidae
Product: chromaffin granule amine transporter
Exons: 7
Coding region: 1-1296 (431 amino acids)
Biological process (GO): aminergic neurotransmitter loading into synaptic vesicle; transmembrane transport
Cellular component (GO): terminal bouton; synaptic vesicle membrane
Molecular function (GO): serotonin:sodium:chloride symporter activity
Source: RefSeq, a predicted model, not a curated record
AUGAUGGAGACAGGAAGCAGCUCCAGGGCACUCGUCGUCACUGUGGUGUAUCUGAGCCUCUUCUUGGACAACGUGUUGCUCACGGUUGUUGUGCCAAUUAUUCCCGAUUUCCUUUGCACCCUGGACGGAAACUCGACGACAAACGGUGAAAACGACGAGAACAGUCGGGUGGGAUUAUUGUUAAGCUCAAAGGCGCUGGUGCAAUUAAUACUAAAUCCAGCAGUGGGCACCCUCACGGGCUCUUUGGGUUACACCAAGCCUCUGUUCCUUGGGAACCUAAGCCUCCUAUUGGCUGCAAUACUGUUCGCGUUCGGGCAAACUUACGAAGUGCUCUUCCUCGCUCGAAGCAUCCAGGGCAUUUCCUCCGCGUGCAUCGGCGUUUCCGGGAUGUCACUGGUCGCGUCUCAGUACCAAGAAGAGGACAAGAGGUCGAAGAUCAUGGGCUUCGUGCUUGGAAGCAUCGCGCUGGGUGUCCUCGUCGGAUAUCCGAUUGGCUCCGUGCUCUACGAUCUCGAGGGGAAAAUGGCACCUUUCUUGCUGGUGUCCUGUUUCAUCAUCGUCGCCGUAUGUUUGCAGGUCUUUACGUUGGACGUCGAAAUGAACACCGAGUCGAACGAGAGAGAAACGUCUUGGACACAUCUGUUGACCGACCCGUAUAUCCUAAUCAUCUUUGGAGCUAUAUGGUGUUCGACGACACCAAUGGCUAUCUUAGAGCCCUGCUUACCAAUCUGGCUACGAACUCACAUCAAACCCAAGAAAUGGCAGCUGGGCACGGUGUUCAUCCCAGACAGCGUGGGCUACCUAGUUGGGACCAACUUUUUCAGCAUGAUAGCCUAUCGCUAUGGACGAAGCAAGAUCGCUGUUCUGGCCAUGCUGUUGGUCGGCAUAAGCGCCAUUUUGAUACCAUCCGCCCAGACAAUGUCGCAACUGAUAGUUCCGCAUCUAGGAAUGGGUUUGGGUAUCGGAGUGGCAGACGCUGCUCUGGUGCCAUUGUUAGCCAGCCUGGUGGACCAAAAUGGCAAUUAUGGACCUGUUUACUCGAUUCAACAAGUGGCUGUUAGUCUGGCCUAUUCUCUUGGGCCCAUCGUGGGUGGAGAAAUGGUAAAGACGAUCGGUUUCCAGUGGGUGAUGCGAAUCAUCGGCUUAAUGAACGUCGGCUACUGCCCUCUGCUAAUAUACCUCACCUUGGAAAGGAGAAAAUUGCUAGCUCAGCAAAAUGAAAAAAAGGAUUACGAGACCUUUCAGAAAUCAGUGGCGAAAUACGAGCGAUUUCGGGACUCCGACGACGAUCUCUGA